CAAUUAUGAGUURUUCUUCCUCCUCGUCAGUCGUCUCCGUAUAUUAUUAUUGUUAUUAUACCUAAUACUAUAAUAUUAAAUAGAGAGCAGUAAAAUAAUUAUUAUUGUGCACCGGUGCCGCACGUACAAUAUGUAAAUCAUGUGUAUUUAAUAAAUAAUAAUACUAUCGCGAUAUAUUAUAAUAUAUACUCAUCGUACAUUAAAGCACCACUCAACGACUAGAGUUCCGUCGUUGCCUCGUUGGUACGAGUUUUGAAUAUYAUAAUAUAUUAUAGUGCAGUUACCCACAUCGUGAGCAACAGGUCGCGCUCUGGCCGCCCAAAGUAAACGCGUAUGCAUGUCCRAGUGUUGGGAGAUCCAACGGUGUGAUGUGAUUGCUGUAUUUUUCGACACUCGUCGUUAUUAUAUUAUUAUUUAGCUAUUAUUUUUUAUUGUCAUUCCGAUAACACCGCCGAUGAUUAUGAUCUUUGCAAUGGUCYUGACGUUCGUGAUGUUCGUCUGUUCGGCGUUUUCUACCGCAACCGCUGCACAACAGUCGAAGUCGCCCAAAGACCACGAAAACGCGGCGGUGGGUUUACAUCGUUAUGUGUAUACGGAAUUGCCGUUCGUAUACCACUGCAGCAAUAGCCUGCAAUGCCCUGCCGAGUUCGGUUUCACCAGGUGCGAAAAUCACAUGUGUGUGUGUGACGAGAAUUACUAUCAGGUGUUCAACAAAACUUCGGAGACAGCCCACUGUCGCCUAUGUUCACUGUUCCAAGAAAGUUGCGCCGUAACACAAUGCUGUGAAAAUCCGCAUGCUACUAUUUGCUUCGACGGAUUGUGCGUGUGCAGACCUGGAAUGGACGAAGAAUGUCUUUCGGGGAUUUACAGAGGCAGGUACACGCCGACGCUGGGUAUUCAGUUGGCCAACACUCUUUCGGUGUCAUUCGCAUUCGUCUUCCUCGCCAUCACAUUCAUCGCGGUCAUCAGGAAAACGUUGUUCAGGUGCAGUUUUUGUCGGUCUGAUUCGAUGAGUAGAGUAGCCAGCGACAGUUCGAUGAACGAAUUUGUCAAGCAAAAAAUGCAAAACAGACCGCCGUGUUACGACGACAUAGAAAAAGACCGUAAAGUUCCUAUUUUUGACUACAAUAAUCAGCCACCGCCCGAGUACGACGCCAUUAAUUUCGGYCGCCCGGGCACGUUCCUGCAGGGCACCCGCCUGAAUUCAUCUCUGUCGAUCAGCAAUGAAGUGGAAAUGAACAUGGCCCCGCCAAACUAUUCGACGUUCACAACUGUCACCGAAGUCCCGACGACUKCUGGAGGUGCGAUCGGUCGGACCAACGAYGAAAUAAUCCUCACGCAGCCGAUCUAUACGAAUCGCGAAUUUUUGCGGCUCGCGUAGCUUUCCGUUGUGCAGAUAUCCACGCGGCCAUAUAUGUAUAAUAGAUAUUAAAAUUAUAUAUUAUAUUAUUAUGUUAUAUCAUAAUAUCACUAUUGAUUGGUUUUACUUUUGUAGACAAUCUGUAGUCUCGCGAUCUCUAUAUUGAUACAGAUAACUGCGACAUAAAUACAUAAUACAUAUAUUAUAAUACCCUACGGACCGCAGUAAAAUACGUAAUAAAUUAUUACUAAUAAUGUACGAAGCACAAUGAUAUAAUAUUUCGCGUACCGUCUAUAAUAUUAAGCGACAUCGUCGGAUAACUAUAUAUUUUGUACGUAUUGUGCACUUUUUUUUUUAAUCCCUUCUCGUACUGUACUGUAGUCUGUAAGAAUCAAUACACAUAUUUAUAGAUAUAUAUACCGGUUGAUCCAUUUAACGAGAGAUACUCAUUAUUAAAUUAAAAAAAGUUUUUAAAAGUAUACUUUUUACUAUACUAGAAAUACACUUUUACCUUUUUUUUUUAAAUAUUAUUUCCAAGGCAGAAUAUAUUUUUUGAAGAAGUUCUAUGUAUAAAUUGAUUUUUGGAGUUAUAGUUUWUGAGUUACAACAGGCGGGGUUUCUCGCAAAAUGUUGAUCCACUGAUCCGAUUUUCUAAAAAUUAAAUACUCAAAACAGUCAUAAUUAAUAAACUACUUGUCCGGAAUUCUAUAUUUGUAUAGAUCGAGAUACUAUAAACUAAUAACAAAUUAAUGUUAUCGUUUAAAAGACAAAAAAUAAAUAAUAACGACACAAAAUAGUUGGAAACAAAAUGUUUUCAAUAACCUUAGUUUCUYAUCAAAUAAUGAGUGUCUUACGUUGAUCCUCACGUUGAUGAAUCAUCCCGUGUAAUAGAUCAAUAUGGAUACCACGACUUAUAAGGGGACGCUACACCCGCAUGUGUUGUCUCCGUCUUACAAGUGCGUAACAUAUCAAAUUGUACGCUUAGCAGAUCACGUUUAGCUCCGUUAAUUAGAAAUUUAGUGAUAGUAAACUUCUUAUAAUAAUUAAAGGUGACAUUAUGAUGGAAGGCUUCUCUUCUAUUAGGCUUUUUAUUAUAUUUUAAUUUUAAAGCGAGUUAUAAGUAUUUUAAGGUAUACAAAUAAUUUACAAUUUUAAAAU
Molecule: messenger RNA, 2518 nt
Organism: Diuraphis noxia (Russian wheat aphid)
Lineage: Eukaryota; Metazoa; Arthropoda; Insecta; Hemiptera; Aphididae
Source: RefSeq, a predicted model, not a curated record